This is a messenger RNA of Polypterus senegalus (gray bichir), 2653 nucleotides long. It is a transcript of the gene avpr2b.1, whose product is annotated as vasopressin V2 receptor. The record is from RefSeq and is a predicted model, not a curated record. The coding region runs from base 121 to 1197 and encodes 358 amino acids. NCBI's taxonomy places the organism in Eukaryota, Metazoa, Chordata, Cladistia, Polypteriformes, Polypteridae. Gene Ontology annotation, molecular function: peptide binding; vasopressin receptor activity. Gene Ontology annotation, biological process: positive regulation of vasoconstriction; regulation of systemic arterial blood pressure by vasopressin; G protein-coupled receptor signaling pathway. Gene Ontology annotation, cellular component: membrane. The transcript has 3 exons.
CUGGAGUAAGCCUGGUCAGACAGUGGCCGGACUGCGGCUGUCAUCUGGGUGUUCGUGGAAGUCGAGGAAAUCAGAACAUACCUCCGCCGUUUGCAGCCUCUGAAAACAACGGAAAAAGGAAUGCGGAUCUUCAACGCCAACGUCAGCAACGCCAGCUUGCGGCUGGACUCGAACGGCGGCUCGGACAGAAACGAGAAGCUGGCGCAGGUCGAGGUGGCCGUGCUGGGCGUCAUCUUCCUGUGCGCCUCCGUUCUCAACUUCGGGCUGCUGGCCAUCCUGUGGCGCCGCCGCAAGCAGGUGUCCAGGAUGCGCGUCUUCGUGCUGCACCUCUGCCUGGCGGACCUGGUGGUCGCCUUUUUCCAGGUCUUCCCGCAGCUCUUCUGGGACAUCACGGACCGCUUCGUGGGCCCCGACUUCGUGUGCAAGAUGGUCAAGUACAUGCAGGUGGUCGGCAUGUUCGCGUCCACCUACAUGAUCGUGGUGAUGACCAUUGACCGCUACCAAGCGAUAUGCAACCCCAUGGUGACUUUUCAGCGGAAGCGGACCCGCUGGAACGCUCCCGUGUGUGUGGCGUGGGGCAUCUCCCUGCUCGGCAGCCUCCCUCAGUUCUUCAUCUUUUCCAAGACCGAAGUCUCGGAGGGCGUCUUUGAUUGCUGGGCCAGUUUCAUUGACCCUUGGGGUCUCAAAGCCUAUGUCACUUGGACGACCUUCGUGAUAUUCAUACUUCCCGUCGUGACGGUGAUCGCGUGUCAGGUGAGGAUCUGCCGAGCGAUCCAAAUCAACCUGUACAUCAAGACCCACCAGGAGGGAGACGACGCCGGCGACACCCCCCUGCCGUCGAGAGCCAGCAGCGUCAUCGGCGUGUCCAAAGCCAGGAUCAAAACGGUCAAGAUGACAGUGGUCAUCGUGAUGGUGUACAUCAUCUGCUGGGCCCCUUUCUUCACCGUCCAGCUUUGGUCCGUCUGGGACGAGGAGGCGCCCACCGAAACGGCCACCUUUACAAUCCUCAUGUUGCUUGCCAAUCUGAACAGCUGUACCAACCCCUGCAUCUACCUUUUCUUCAGCGGGCAGCUGUCUAAGGGCCUGGGCACCCUGCUGUGCAGAGAGCACUCGGACUUGAAGGACUCGACCCCAGAGGAGGCGACUGUCACCAGCACGGUCUACGUGAGCCUGAAGAGCUCGUCCGAUUCAAGGUAAAGGAGGCAGACCCGCCUGCGCAUUCGGAUCAAAGCGGAGCAGAGCCUCCGGGACACAAGAGCGAGUGCCGGACCGCUCCCGGAUACUGGGACCAAGGCGUCCCUUGAACCAGGAGGGUAUCGCUGAGGGGAAUAAGCAGGAGUCGACGGGAGUGUGAGGCCCAGCAAAUGCAAUGCUGUGUUACCGAAUGACAAAUUGUAGUCUUGCUCUGAUGUUCUUUUUGGAGAGAAAAGGGUUUUAUCUGGCGCGUCUCACGUGUAGGUCACAUUUUGGGCAAUGCAUGAUCAAUUUAGGCCAUCUUAGGCCACAUUCUGUGCAGGGAAUUAAUCUUUUAGAUUAAAGAGUAAACCAAUAGGUGUCAUCAGCAGAAAUGAUCAGAAAUGAUGUGCGGGCCCCCCAGGGGUUCACCCCCAAUGGGAUACGAGGGGUCAAAGUUACUCCUUUUCACAAAAUUCAAAAUACCAGCAUGUAGAGUCUAUUUUCAUACGAGGUGGCCGAUUACGAAUAUAAUAAAAUUUUUCGAUAUUUCCUUCUUUACCGGCGGUCAUAGCCCUUAAAAAAGUAACAAAUUGGGGUAUCGGUUUAGACUGUUUCAAGGUCGGUGAUUCUGAAUAUGAGGUUAUUUUUUGGUUUUUGAUCCUUUAUUAGGGGUCUGCCUCACUAUGGAGCUCCAUCUGAGGGCAAAGCAUGACACAUUUCUAGUACAGUCAAGGAUAUUUAGACUUUGCAUUUGAAUCGAAGCACACAUUUUAAUAUUUCAAAUAUCCAACAGAAGCAUUCUUGCUUACUAUGCAGUUCUACCUCAUAGAGUUAAGUCAUUACGUUUCUUUUACAAUACAAGUUUAAGUUUAUUGGCAUGUACACAGCGAACAGUGAAACUGUCAUGUCCGACCGAAUGUACAGCAUGUUGCUGUGGUCUAGCGCCACGAUCAGUAAGCAAUAAUGUUCAAAAAAUAAAAAAAUAGAUAAAUAAAAAUAAGAGAAGCUUACCUUGAAACCUCUGAAUUCUUCCUUUCCCAAAUGGCACCUUACAAAUCAAAGAGGCAGAAGUUAGCAGAGUUCAGCUCAUCCUCUACAAUGUGUCAUACAUCCAGGUGUCUGGCAUAUUAGACGUGUGUGUAUUACAUGUGUAGUUAAUACAUUCCUUGCUGUAUGAUAUGUAUGUUUAUUACAUGUAGCUACUGUGUAUAACAUGUGUAUUAUAUGUACACAAUGUGCAUGUAUUACAUGAGAACAGCACACGUUAUUGCAUAUAUCUAUUCUGUAUAGUGUGGCCUUCUAUGUAUGUCACAUUGUCACUUGCGUACAAUUUAAGCAUACCAAUAUUGUGUAACGGUGUGAAAAGGAUAUGUGAGCAUGUGUUAAAGAGGUAAAAAUGUAAAAUUGUUAUAUUUUCAUAUUGAUGCAACAAGACUCAACAUCUUUGGCAAAUAAAUAAACAUUAGCUUGUGACAUA